CAAAGAAUGCACGUUGUUGAUUGGGGCGACGUAACGGUCUUGACAGCCGAAUUGGGCUGGUGACAUUCUGGAGACUCGUUAGUACCACGGAGAGUCCAUACGGUGGUCAGUACCGUUGCUGAGAUCGUCGGAGCACCUGUGUUUCGGAGAGUGAAUACAUUGGAAGUCUGUUAUUUUUCGAGAUGGAGCUUGCUUUGCUGGCAAUGUUAAUUCUCGGAGCUAUGCAGCAGUCCUUGGCAUGCACAUACACACCGGCAAGACAAGAAACCACAGUGUUUGGGACGAAGAAAUAUUACUGUGACUACGUAAUAGGAAGAGGCAACUCGUCGGUUAAACUGUCUAUAAUACCGGGCUCCAGGUUCCGAACCAGCGAGUGUUCCGAAUGUCACUGUACCAGAAACGGACUCCAGUGCUGCGGGUACGGAAUCCGUUCAGCAAAUCUCGUUGUACCCAAUGAAUGCAAAGUACUUCCAGAUGGCUGUGAGCCGAGAUUAGUCCUAAAAUCCGACAAUAAAUCUGAGUGUAAGACCACACGCCCGCCUGUCAGACCGAGGCUGGAACAGACAAUGGGCCCACGUGUACAGACAGGAAGGACACGACCUCAGGUGCCGCAGACCUCUGACAAUAAAUUUCAGGCCAUGUUAACUGCGACUCGCCAAGUCGAGGGAAAGCCAGCUCCAGAAAACAACGUCCCAACUGGCCAAGGAAAACAAGUACCAGGCCACCAAGGACCAAAACAACGACUCCCUGGGAACCAAGGUAAAGUCCUAGGCAACCAAGGACCGAGACAACGACUCCCUGGGAACCAAGGUCAAGUCCUAGGCAACCAAGGACCGAGACAAAGUCUCCCUGGGAACCAAGGUCAAGUCCCAGGCAACCAAGGACCAAGACAAAGACUCCCUGGGAACCAAGGUCAAGUCCCGAGACACCAAGCCCCAAGGAAACCAGGACCUAUGAGACCAACACAAGGAAAACAAGUACCUGGACACCAAGCACCGGUGAAACAAGCCCCAGCAGGUCCAACCCUGAUUCAACAAAAGAAACCACCGACUCAGAUUGCAACCAAAUCACCUCGUCCAGCUCAAAUCGUUUCCACCCCAGCACCGGCCAAACCAACAAAUCGACCCCAGUACAGGAGACCGGCCCCGAGAUCCCCGUCUCCGAACAGGUCGUGGAGAUUUAACCCGUUCCGUCAUAGGAACCAUAUGAAUGAAGAAAGCAUGCAGCUUAUGCAACAAAUGAUGUUAUUCCAAGCACUAUCCUCGGGAAAUGCCAGUCCGCUCCAGGGUUUUAUGUUGAUGAACAUGUUAGAAAUGUAGAUACAACUUUGUAGCUUCACCCCAUGAUAUUCUGUAAAACGAUGUCUCCCUAGAUAUGUUGAUAUUCAAUAACUUUCCAUCAAUAUAUUUACACAGCCAUGUCUCGUCAUAGUUUGCGUACCCAACUCUUUAGACCGGAAGUUCAUAGUUUGCGUACUCAACUCUUUAGACCGGAAGUUCAUAGUUUGCGUACCCAACUCUUUAGACCGGAAGUUCAUAGUUUGCGUACUCAACUCUUUAGACCGGAAGUUCAUAGUUUGCGUACUCAUCUCUGUAGACCGGGAGUUCCUAGUUUGCGUACUCAUCUCUGUAGACCGGAAGUUCAUAUUUUGCGUACUCAUCUCUGUAGCCCGGAAGUUCAUAGUUUGCGUACCCAACUCUUUAGACCGGAAGUUCCCUGUAUUUAUAACGAUCUCAUGCCAUAGCAGCAAUAUUAGGCGGCACAGAAUGAGUGUCCUGACGUGGUGACCUGAUAUAAGUAAAUGUUCUCGGUGUAGAUAUACUGUCAUUAGUAUUCCCAUAGAUAUGUCAUCUGAUGGCAGAUAUUCCUGUGUAAAAGGGAUCCAUAGUAGUUAUUUAUCAUGUGAAUGAUGCAUUUUAAGCAUAAUGAAAACUCAUUACUUCAUGCUAAACUAUAAUAAGCAUCCUAACCAAAAUCAGUUUAAUGCUAAUAUUCACAAUCCGACACGCUCCAGUUACACAAACAACACCAGUACGGGGACGACACUAAUACUCACAAUCCGACACGCUCCAGUUACACAAACAACACCAGUACGGGGACGACACUAAUACUCACAAUCCGACACGCUCCAGUUACACAAACAACACCAGUACGGGGACGACACUAAUACUCACAAUCCGACACGCUCCAGUUACAUAAACAACACCAGUACGGGGACGACACUAAUACUCACAAUCCGACACGCUCCAGUUACACAAACAACAACACCAGUACAGGGACGAAACUAAUACUCACAAUCCGACACGCUCCAGUUACACAAACAACAACAACAGUACAGGGACGACACUAAUACUCACAAUCCGACACGCACCAGUUACACAAACAACACCAGUACGGGGACGACACUAAUACUCACAAUCCGACACGCUCCAGUUACACAAACAACACCAGUACGGGGACGACACUAAUACUCACAAUCCGACACGCUCCAGUUACAUAAACAACACCAGUACGGGGACGACACUAAUACUCACAAUCCGACACGCUCCAGUUACACAAACAACAACACCAGUACAGGGACGAAACUAAUACUCACAAUCCGACACGCUCCAGUUACACAAACAACAACAACAGUACAGGGACGACACUAAUACUCACAAUCCGACACGCACCAGUUACACAAACAACACCAGUACGGGGACGACACUAAUACUCACAAUCCGACACGCUCCAGUUACACAAACAACACCAGUACGGGGACGACACUAAUACUCACAAUCCGACACGCUCCAGUUACAUAAACAACACCAGUACGGGGACGACACUAAUACUCACAAUCCGACACGCUCCAGUUACACAAACAACAACAC
This is a messenger RNA of Pecten maximus, 2870 nucleotides long. Its product is annotated as proline-rich protein 2-like. The coding region runs from base 183 to 1319 and encodes 378 amino acids. The transcript has 3 exons. The record is from RefSeq and is a predicted model, not a curated record. Lineage: Eukaryota; Metazoa; Mollusca; Bivalvia; Pectinida; Pectinidae.